AUGGCCAAAGCUCUUGUUAAAUAUUUAGGUAUUGCUCUUGUGUUAAUACUUGUGACUUUUCUGAUAUGCUCGGAAGCCAGGUCUAAUAAAUCAAGCUCAUCCUCUUCGCGCACCAUCAGAUUUCCUCUCUACCACAGAGAAAAGUUCUUAGCUUCAAACUUCAAGGACCAACGCUCCCUUGUCCGGACUCGUUUGGCCCGCGACAAUGCGCGCUUUCAUCGUCGUCAUGCAUCAUCUUCUGCUCAGUUUCACAAGCACUCUGGGAAUGAUCUUAACCAUACUGCCGUGCUCGAGGAAGGCGGGGAGUACGUCACCGUUUUGAAAGUGGGAAGUCCGUCGCAGAACGUGCAGCUACUUGUGGACAUAGGCACGCCUUUGACAUGGUGGCAGUGCCAGCCCAAUUGCAAGUAUUGCUACUCCACGCCGCACCACAUUUUUGAUACGAGCAGGUCGUCCACGUAUACCGAGACAAAUUGCGCCGAGGGAUUCUGCGAUGUAACCCAGCUUUUUAUACUGGGUUGCAUUCGCCGCGACGAUCCCAAGUGCCAUUAUAGGGUUCAAUACGUGGACGGGUCUGUCUCCCAAGGCGUCAUGGCGAGAGAUGUUGUCGCCACCUCUGAGGGUGUGACUCUCCAUAACUCUUUCUCUUUCGGAUGUGGACGAAGCAAUCAAGGUGUGACAAUGUUCAAUGCGGACGCUACGGGGAUCCUAGGGUUUGUACCGGGCGGAUAUUCGCUUCCCUCUCAACUCCAGGCUAACACAUUCACCUUCUGUCUCCCUACUUACAAUACCACUUCGAGUGGAAGUCUGUACCUGAAUUAUUACCCAUCGGCUUUUCAGUAUUCAAGUAGAUCGAUGUUGAUUAUUAUAAUGGGCCACUAUUAUUUGGAUUUCAGCGGGGUAGAAAUUAACGGGGAAGCAAUUCCAAUUCCUCCAGAGAACUGGCAAUGUGAUCGGGAAGGGGUUGGCGGUGUGAUUAUUGACACAGGGAGCACCAUAACCAGGUUCCCCAAGAAAGCCUAUGACAUAUUCAAAGACUAUUUCCUGCGUAACGCUCAGGGCUUGCCUUUAUCGCAACCCGAAGAGCAGUUAGAUACUUGCUUCAAUGUGGCAGGUGUCGGAGAGUGGGAAGGCUUCGUCCCUAAGGUUAGAUUUUUGUUCAAGUGGCCGUCUGGUCGGCCCCUGGAGUUCGAAACCGGUCAGCUUCUGAUGUCGGUGGGCAAUAACAAAUAUUGCCUUGCAUUUGGCGCAGGAGGACCCACCACAAUCAUUGGGAGUUGGCAGCUACAAGGCUCGCUUGUUGGCUUCGAUCUUCCUAAUCAUCUUGUCGGAUUUCUUCGUGCAAGUUGUUAA
This is a messenger RNA of Prunus armeniaca (apricot), 1353 nucleotides long. NCBI's taxonomy places the organism in Eukaryota, Viridiplantae, Streptophyta, Magnoliopsida, Rosales, Rosaceae. The record is from the annotation of a GenBank genome assembly.